AUGAAAAGCAAAUUAUGUUGCAUAGAAAUUUUUGUAUGCUUUUGUGUAUGGAUAUGUGCAAAUUUGUAUUCCUUGUUUAAGUUAUUUGAAGCACAAACAGAAAUUUUACAACAAAAUGGUCAGGAAACGAAUUUACUCAAAGAUCUUAAACCUGGUUGGCGGUUUAUACAACGACACAGAGAUGAAUCAGACAUUGAAUGGAGACCAAUUAUACUUUAUGAAGAAUUUGAAAAGAGCUUUAAUAUUAAGUAUGAAAGCUUAACAUUGAGAUUGAAGAGAUUUAUUUCAGAUUUAAUAUUAUUAAAAUUCUACUCCUUAAUUUUAGAUAUAGCUUUUCAUUACAUAUAUUUUUUUGCUAUGCAGGAUAAUAUGGAGCUUGUAAGAAAACUGCCCACAACAGCGCUAUGUGGUGGAGGUCUUUGGAUGGGGUUGGAAUUUCAUAUGAAGUAUGUUAUUUCAUACGGCACUACUACAACAUUUGCAAGACUUGAUAACAUUGAGCCACCCCCAAUGCCAAGGUGUAUUGCCAGAGUUCAUAUCUAUUCACAAAUGUGGAGACAUUUUGAUGUUGGGCUUUAUAGAUUCCUUGUAAAGUAUAUCUACAAGCCUGGUCUUACCAUAGUUUCUACAUUAACUAAACUACCAAAAAUAGUUCAUCGGCUUACUGCUUCACUAGCCACAUUUGUGUUUAUAUUUAUGUGGCAUGGAACAGUUUGGCAUAUAUUUAUUUGGUCAACGUUAAAUUACUUGGGUAUUACCCUAGAACAUGUGGGUAAAGAAUUAUCAAGGCACAGUGAAAUGCUUAAUAACUUAAAUGAACAAGUUCUUCUAUCAAAGUUGGACAUGCUAUGUGUAUGA
Messenger RNA from Parnassius apollo (apollo), 858 nucleotides. The record is from the annotation of a GenBank genome assembly. Lineage: Eukaryota; Metazoa; Arthropoda; Insecta; Lepidoptera; Papilionidae.